Bicyclus anynana (squinting bush brown) is the source of this 17310-nucleotide messenger RNA. RefSeq lists its product as uncharacterized. Gene Ontology annotation, cellular component: nucleus; chromocenter. The record is from RefSeq and is a predicted model, not a curated record. Bases 1685 to 8008 code for a protein of 2107 amino acids. NCBI's taxonomy places the organism in Eukaryota, Metazoa, Arthropoda, Insecta, Lepidoptera, Nymphalidae. The transcript is spliced from 9 exons. Gene Ontology annotation, molecular function: DNA binding; chromatin binding.
CCAUAUUUCCAAGAGAACGGGGACUAAGCAAGUGAAACCGCGGGGGGUUCGCUAUUAGUAAAUAAAUUAACAUAAAAGUUAAAGUCACUAAAAACGAUGUUAUUACAAAUCAAUUAAACAAUUGAAUGUUAUUAAUUGAUUAUGAAACACAGCUAAAACUCACGUGAUAUUCUCACGAUUUCUCACUAUAUACUCACAAUUCAAACUGAUGAUCAUGUUUGGAUCGUGCCGCGGUGCAAGAACCAGCUCAUGACUAAGGGCCCCGUAUGGGUUCAAAACUAGUCGGGCAUACUCUGACCUAAUAUCACGUGAGUUUUGGCCGUGUUUCAUAAUCAAUUAAUAUGAAUAACACUCACGUUAGUUUAAAUUCUAAAAUAGUCGAACGUUAAUUCAGUAUUUUCUAAAGAUAACAAAUUGAUUUAAAAUCAAAUACUCAUAAGUAAAAUAUUUUUACGAUGAAGGGUCUUUUGACCGUUACCCGUCCUUCUUGGUAAGAAUUUUUUCUUUCUUUCUAGUGUUAAAUAAUAACAUACAUCUUUUUUUUUUUAUUUGAUAUAAUUGAAUUAGAAAUACAAAAGAAGCUUAACUUCAUUUUUUAAUAAACUAGAUUUUGACCUUUUUUAUGCCAUUCAACUACACAAAUUGGCAUUUUUAAGAAGCUUUAUAAACGACGAAAACUAUUACAAUAGUAAAACAUCGAUUCCAAACAGUUUCCAUAUCCGUGUUAGAUCGUUGAUCUUAUACUUUGCCAAAGGGGUAGCGUCUAGCAAGGCAGGUCCAUAAAUAAUUAGUCUGCGGUGUGUUCUGUUCAUGCUCUUUAAUCUAUAUCGAGUCGGUAAAGCAGUUCGUGAAUUGUCAAAUUUUAGAGUUUACAUUCGAUAGUAGAUGGCGCAGAACUGGAUACUUUUAUCGUUUUCUCUCUUGUGGUAGUUUCACUCUAUUGUUGGCACUUUUGAGUGAAACAGUAAAUUUGACCAAUCGGAUACAAGACAGCGACAAUAUUUAGAGGAUUUUAUUGGUCGUUUUGUGCGUACGAGGUAGCCAUAACUUUAUUAUAACCCAACUGAUCGUAAAGCAUACAGAGGAACACUCAAAGAAAUAGUUUUGACUACCUUUAUCGGUUAGUCGUAUAUCACAGUCGGGGUGAUUUCAUUUGUCGUACUUUCAGUGUUUCAUUUGGAUGGCAUCGCAUUGCGAAAACAAGAUAUUAUUUUUUUGUGUUUCUAGUGUUAAUGAAAAACAACAUAAUCCAUAAUAUUAUUAAAAACGACAAGCAAAAGGACUAUUGUAAAGUUGGUGAUACUCAUCUCACUAUGAAGAUGAAGAAAAUAUUUUUCAUUCUGUGACCUUUUUACAUUCUUAAAUGUCAAUAUGGAUCUUAUUCGAACGAAUUGAAAUCCAGUAGUGCAAAAGUGAUCUCGAAGCAAUUUACAGCCUGGCGUGUUAAACAAUGGGGCCGAAAAAGGCUCCGCCAUAAAAGUAUUGAAUAGACCCAUCGCCGUCCAUAUACCAGUCAUUGAUGAUUGAUGACAUCGAUACAUAAAAAAGACGCGCGAGGAUGGUGCAGCGCCUCGGUCAUGCAGUGAGGGGCUCGAGCGAUGGUCAGCGGGCGGCGCGCGAUGCUCGGUGGCAGACCGUCGGGCGGGCCGGCAGGUCGGCUGAGCGCAGCUAGUGAUGAGCCGCGAUGUCCGGCAAGCCGGCGAGCGUGGCCGCGCCGCGAGCGGGCGUGGCAGGCGCGCCGCGCGUGCUGGUCUACGUGGCGGAGGCGCGCCAGCUAGAGGCGGCCGCCGCGGGCCCCGCGCCGCGCGCCGCGUACGACCGCCACUCCGACCCGCCCGCGUACUACAAGCCCUUCGGUGACUCUGAGCCCAGGAUUAACUCGUUCGAAUCAGACGCCGCGGCUCAGCGGGAAGACUUCUUCCCCGCCCAGUUGAUAAAAGAAAACUGUAUACGGACCGACGAGAAAGACAGGCAGAGUGCAGUGAAAAGGGAUUGUGAUACCCAGUGGAGUAAUGAUACGUACGUUAGGAUACCUUUGCCGCUGGGUGAGUUCGGGUACCAGCGAUGUGCCACUAGUGUAGAUAAUAGUAUGCCCAUGGUGCCGGUGGUGCAUCCAAGCCAGUUCAACGAGAGUGCUGUGCAGAGUGAUAUGAACUGUGCCGACAGGGAGGUGGUGGGCAAGAGUUUUGUGAACUACCAGUUACUGGAGCAGAGCGUGUCGCACCAGUCCAUAGUGAACCAGAGCAUCAACAUUCUGAACCAGCAGGUGGGAGUGGGCAGGGCUCUGAGCGAGGAGGGGCCGCAGCUGGUGCGCACAGCUGACGGAGUGGUGCUCGCUGUGCUACCUUCUGUGUUAUCUCAGUCGGAAGCCGAACUGAGGACUGUGCAUAGUGAAUUCUCACAAACAAUUACUGUGCCAUUGGGAUGGAGGAGAAUUGUUAAUGGGACCUCUGUUUUGUAUGUUAGUCCCAGUGGAUCGGCGUUGAGUAACCUCUCGCAGCUACGGGAAUACUUACAAACAUCGGGCACUUGUAAGUGCGGCUUGCCCUGCCCUUUGAGACCGGAGACCGCCUUCAGUUUUGAUCCUAAGGUUAUAAGCAAGCCGUACCAAGUGGCCGCCGGUGCCGAGCUGACAAAAUUGUGCAACCACAAGCGGAAACUGCUGGCGUCGCUGCAGUCGCGCGUCCAGUCGCCCGUCACGCCGCCCCCGCAGCCUGGCGACCAGAAGAAAGUACCAAACACUGAGGCUGCAAAGAAGAAAAUGAAGAAACGGCCCGGUUUCGUGCCCGCUAUGAGCGUGUCGCAAAUGAUGGUGCAAAGGGAGAGACCCCUCAACGAGUUCAAGCCCGAUAAUGACCAAAGGCGAACGGCAUCGCCAGGAGCGAUGCAACAACGUGCAGGCAAUGUGCAAUCUUGUCUUCCUUACUCGCAACAGAACAUGCUCAACGUUGUACAUGAUGAUAUUAAACAAGAAACACUCGUACAAAGAAGCUCGCAUUAUCUUACCGUUAGUAGUGGUUGGAUAACGCAGCAACCAGAAAUGGAAUCUAACCCGAAGCCAAAUACGUCUAUAUCCGGCCCUGUACAUAAUACUAUCAACGUCGGUCAACCCGUGUUAGGGACAAACGGACAAGUAAUAGGCGUCAAUACGGGAUACAAUAAACAAAUUACAAAUAUUAAAAGUGCAAUGAACACUCCCCAACAAAUUAUUAUGGAAGAAAAUAAGGAAGAGGAAAAAGAUACACAUAUGAUUAAACAGCAACAUAGAGAAGAGUCACAGAUAUUCUGCGGUCUCAAUCAACCGCUAACACCAGAAGUUAUGCAAAAGAUUAACGAGCAACAGCAAAUAUUCAUACAACGUAAUCAGAAACAAAUAGAAGUUAUGAAGGGUUAUAAAACACAAACGAAUGACCAAAUCAAUCAAAAUAAACCUAUUCAAAAUCAAUAUGUUCCUCAAGGUCAAUUAGUAAUUCAAAAUGGAGCUGUUGUCAAAACAAACUCUGCCAAAACACCGCCAUGGCAAGUUAAAAGAAAUGAUUCCAAUCCUUCAAACCCACUCAUGUGUCCUAGCCCGAAAUUACACAGGUUGGACAAUAUAGACUACGAUGACACGAGUAAUGUAUUUGAAGACUCUUCAUCUUCGUCAGGUUCUUUCAACAAUAAUGAGCAGAUGAUGAAUCAGUCGAUGUGCUCACGGGUGCCACCACUUCCUCAACAUUAUAAUAUGAUGGGACAGCAAUGGCCCGGCGUGGACAUGAAUAAGAAAAAGAUGAAGUGUAAUAAAGCACCAAAGAAAAAAGCUAUUCUAAAUGAAAAUAAACCAAUAACUUUUGGAAAUAACGGAAUUAGACAAGUACAGGAUAAAUCAAAACCUUGCGAUGAAAUCGUAAGGAAUAAUGUCCCAUCAUUCAUGGACGAUCCUAAUGGUUAUUUAGCACAGCAAACAGUUUUGCUAAACAACACAAUAUCUAGACAAGUAGGAAUGAAUAAUCAAUAUGAUGUAAAUCAAUUUGACAAUUCAAGUGCACAGUGUAAUUCAAUGAACCAAUCUGAUAAACACUGUAAGCCGAUGGCAAAACCCGGCGAUAACGUAAACGUAUUCAGAAGCAAUGUCGUUCCAAAUCCGUCGCCUUCACCAAAUAAUACACCUGACAGCAGUCUCGUUCCUGACAAAUGUCAUGAAAAUAACAUGCCACAAUGUUGUAAAGGUUGUAAUGUACCCUACAAAGGGAACUGCAUUAAUACGAUGGAAAAUCAAAUGCGAGCUAAGUUUUUGAGACAACAUCCCAAUGUAUAUGGAAGAGAAUUAGAAAGUGGGAUACCUACCACAUCUAGUCCGAAACAUGUCUUUGAUGAUAAUCCUGUUACAUCAUCUACGUAUAUUGAGCGAAAUAUCAUGAUGAAUGAUAACUGUGGGCCGAUACAAGCGGGUAUCGUCAGUACGAGUAAUGUAUCACCUAAUGAAACGAUGCAGCAACCAGAGCCCUCACCGACUCCCUCUAAUAGCUCCCGGAGUACAGACACGCCUCACAGUAGCGGAAGUAAUUCACAGCUUCAAAAUAAUUGUACAUUCCCCAUACAGAGUCCUGUUUAUUCCAAUCCCGGUUCUAGUAGAGAUAAUUAUAGUAGCAAUCCAUCGACUCCAGGAAGUAAUCACACAUAUCCCUACAAUUCGCCCGGACCGCCCAACAGCCAAUCGGUGUCUGGCAAUCAAGUGAUGCAUUUUAUAUCAAAUCACAAUGUUAAUAAAAAUUUAAUGGAAGUAGACAACAUAUCAAUGGUCGGAGUGAAGCCUGGAUUGAGAAAUUCUCAAGAAGUCUUCAGAAUGGAACCUAAAAAGAGAAUAGAAAAUACCAUGCCUGGCUAUUGUCCACCGCCUCAUUUAGGAGGUGGACCAGCCCAUUCUCUCAUACAAGCAUGUUACAUUCAAACGUUUGUAACGACCAUGGCCAGCGGAUUUUCUGUCACUAGAGACACCGUAACGUCUGUUCUAGCUGGUAAAGCGAGCACGGCAACGACGUCGAUCAACGCAGCUCAAGCUAAUUUUAUAAGGCCACCUCCACCGCCCAGUGUCAACUUAGCUACUAGCUACGCUAUACCGAACAACCAGCCUGACCCUUUCAUCAAUUCUGUUAACCUACCAACCAGUUAUCCGCUACACAUUGCGGGCACAACUGCGCAAAACAUGAUAUCAAAAUCUCCGUUGGAAAUGGUGCAGAGCGUUAUAAGUAAUAUACCAUCAAAACCUGAAACGAGUUACUCGCAACCAACGUCAUUGCCACAGAGACGCGCGUGUUCCACGCCAGGGCAAAUCCUCAUUUCUUCCACAGGCCAAAUACUGGUCUCUAGUAAUCAAAUGCCGCCGCCGCCCCCAAAGAACACAACAGCGAUGUCACCAAUGGGGUCUGGUGUUGUAACCAGUGGAACUUCGUCUGUGAGUCAAGUCGUACCGGCCGUUGGCGGAGUUCAACCGAUUGUAAACCAACCUACUGUAGUGGUUAACUCUAUGCCAACUCCUUUCGUCAUACAGCCUCCAAUGAUGGCUGUGGAUGGGCAGGUCGUACAACAUAAUACUGUGUUACCUCAAAUCGUCACUAGUGGAAUCGUUCCCGGACAACAAACGAACGAGAAUCAGCGACAGAUUGAAGUCAAAAGCGGACAGGGAUUCGUUCAAGGCGUGGCAAUGUUGUCACCAGAGAGUAUGAAGAAAAGAAAUAAGAAGAAAAAGAAGAGUCCGACGCCUAACAUAACGAGUGUCCUUCAAAUUGCGGCACCUCAGCAAAACCCUAAUAAUAUAAUGGUGCAUCAUUCUUCUCCGCAACAUAAUUCUAGUCCACAGUUUUCUCCUCGCGGUUUCCAAUUAUCACCAACGAAUAAUAUAUCACCGACACCGAUGUUGCAAGCUCUAACUAUAGUUCCCGGCAAGUCUGGUACACCGGCGCACAUAGUGAUGAAUGGACAAGGAAACACAAACAACUUUGCUUCACAGCAAAUAAUCACAAAUACGUCACCAUCACAACAAAUCAAUUUGCUGCAACCUGUAAAUUUGAUUAACAAUGCCAAUAACGUUAUGUCAAACUUCCCUUUCCAACAGUUUAUUUUACCGAAUCUCGGUGGGAUGGUAAUGACAGCUGACGGUACGGCUUUGAUUCAGGAUAAUUCUACUGGAAUGCCCAUGCAGCUUCAACUACAAACUGUCAACGGCCAGAAUGUCUUAACACCGGUUCAAAAUUCUGGAUUAUUUACCACAGGAACCAACAGUGGUGUAGUUAUCAGAGCACAAAAUCAGCAAGGCAAGAUAAUACAAUCGCAGCACAGCCCCGGAGCUCAAUUUUUAUCUCCGAAUAGCCAAGUAAUGAUGAACAGUCCCAACUUCAAUGGUCAGUUGAGUCCUCUGCUGACCAAUCUCAGUCCCCCAAACGUUUUCAACACGAGUCCUCAAAUGAGAUCGGGAAACGUUCAAACUCAGGAAUUCAUUCAGACAAAUCAAAUGGGUCAAACGCUAAUGGUGCCACUGUCCCCCAAACAAGUCCCCAUAUCCGCUACGAACAACAGAACAAAUUCCACAUUCGUGCAAAACACGACAAUAGUUCAACAGCAAACGACAUUAGUUUCCAACUCGCAUAACCCUCAGAACAUAAACAUGCAAAGUGGGAACUCGAGAUUGAGUAUAGAUCCGAAUAUCUUGCUCAAUCAGAAACCAGUUGCCAAUCCUAAAAGGUUCAAUCAAUUGAUCGGGGAGAGCAGCCAAAUGGAUUUCAAGGAUGACAAGGUUGUGUCAUUCGAUCACGGGGUAAAGAAUGAUAAACCAGAUGCUUCAGAGGAGUAUGCUCGUCUGAUGCAAGAACUGGGUGGUGUACGGCAUUCAGUGUCGACUCAGACGCUGGGCCAACGUGGGGGGAAGUCUCCGAACACGGCGGGGGGGUCGCCUCCCGACACUACGACUCAUAGUCCUCUCGGCGCGCUGGAUGCGGCCCCGAGUCCUCGUAUUUAUGCCGCGGCUUCAAAUUACGCUGAUACUACCACCAAAUCACCGGAGCCAGCGGAUAUACAUUCUUCGGCGAUGGUCCAGUGCGUGUCGAGCAGCGAGCAGGACAUGGCAGAGUCCCGAGAGCGCACUUGGCCGACGCCUAGAAGUGACAUUAGCUCUGAUUCUGAACAAAAUAUGCUGUCAAAUAUACAGCUCAUGCGGAUGACUCGCACCCACAAUUCCGUUGAAUCGAGCGAAAUACAAUACAACCAAAGCAUGAGUUCCUCUGGCAAUAGCCAACAUGUUCUGCCCAUGACGUCGACCCUUUACGACCGACCACAAAGUUAUAAGAGGAAAAACGAUUUCGGAGAUGGAUCAACUUACAGGAAUGACAAAAUCAUGAGAUCCAAUUACGGCAUGGUCCAUGGAUUGCCGAAGGACUACGAUAACAUAUCCAUGGGUCAAGAGAAACAGCAAAGGCGUUUCUCGCCUUCGGGAAGUAAUUCUGAAAGUUCAUCUAUUCAGAAAGUGUUUGACAGGCAUUUAGGGUCCGAUAAUGAUUCGAAGAGCGAGGACGAGUCGGACGACAAAUCGCAGGACGGGUCGAGCGAUAAGUCGCUGCGGAGGCUCGAAGUCGGUGAUCUGGUUUGGGGUCCGGUCAAAGGUUACGCGUCGUGGCCCGGCAAGUUGGAGGCGAGGGUGUCUGAGACUAAGUGGAUUGUGCGCUGGUUCGGGGACAGAUCUCCGGGGGAAGUGGAACAUUCGAGACUGCUGACGCUGUGCGAAGGACUGGAAGCUCAUCACGCUGCGAGAAUGCGUCACAGGAAGAGCAGAAAACUGAACACACUCCUGGAGAAUGCGAUACAGGAAGCUAUGGCAGAGCUGGACAAACAGACGGAACCAAACGAGCCGGAGGAAGGUGCGGAUGACGUCACCGACAUCACUGACACCCCGAGGCGGAACAAGACGCACAAACUCAAGAAACACAAGAAGAACUCGGCUAAAGUCGACGGAACUCGACUUCGGAGCUCUCGAUGACAAUAACGUAAUAAAUUAUAGGUAACUAACAGAAAUACAGUGUAGACUCCAUGUAACGUCAUUCGAUUUAACGACAAACUCGCUAAAGCGUCGACAUCAUUUGAAUGGUUUAGCUACAAUCUAACUGUGGGUGUAAUGCAUUUUAUAGAGCAGUACACUCACUCUCGAUAACGACAACAAUUUAAGUAAUAAAAAGUACCUUUUAAGUUGUCAAAAUUAGUGAAAACUACGCAGCUGAGUACGUUCUUUUGUCGCUUUAUCCUAACCCGUAAUAAACUCGCCUCUUUUUUUUGCAUGAUGCCAUCAUGCAAAAAAAAAACUUUCAAAGAAAUUCGUUCUUUUGUUCACAAAGGGAUUGCGUAGUAGGUCAACUGUUGUAUACAAGCUGUAUAAUAAGUAGACGUCACGGAUAUAAUACGUUAUUAAAUUCUCAGUUGUUCACAAACUUUGAAACUGUAAACAUGGCUAGUAAAAGAAAAUCACUGCGUGUUGACGAAAAAGUUUUACUCAUUGCGCAUGAACUUUUUCUUUUCAUUCUGAUUUUUUCUCUUUCCAUUUAACGACUACUCUCUAUAACGCCAUAAAAUGUACAGUCCCCUUUAGUGUCGUUAUAUAGAGUUUACACUGUACUUAUACAGGGUGAUUCGGUCUUUAGUGCGGAUAUUUUUUUUCGUGGUUCUGUAUCAUUAAUAGAAUAUAAAUCUACAAACAGUUCGAUACAUUUUAUGUAAUUUUUUUUUUUAAUUUAUGUCUCUAAAAUAACAAAAUAAUGUACAUAUUAUUACUAAACAAGAUAUAUUCAGCUUAAAAGUGAUCUGGUGACGUCCUUUAGGUAUCAAACGAAAAUAAAAUAAACGCACAAUAGGGUGACCCUAAAAUUCUGUUCAAAAGUAAAUAACUUUAGCUAACGAUAAUUUUGUUAUUUUUGAGUUAAAAAAAAAAAGAAAAAAUACGUGAUCAUUAAAUUUUGUUUAUGUACAAAAUAUAAAAAUAUCCGCACUAAAAAAAAUUUCUUCCUGUAUAGUAAACGGUUUGUAAGUUGACCUAUGCGCGGUAACACAGUUUUGGGUGUUAGCGACUGUAUCACUAGUAACCAUAGCAACACGUUGACGUCAUUACAAUCGCGUACGAAAUUGCUAUUUAUUUGACAUAUUUAAUGUUCCGGGCAACCACGGAGCGGAACACGCGUUCAAACACUUUUGUUUAUAAUUGUACCUACAUAGACAAGUGUCGUCUUGGUUCAACUUACUUUCCGGGACUAUACCUAUUUGGAAAGAGACAACUUAGUUGUAUCAUGCUAAUCGACUAUGCUUCGCCAAGGAAAUAAAAUCAUUCAUUAGUAUACUACGCACAGACUGCUGAAAAGUAAUUAGGUGACUUCAAUAGGCUAGUUGACACUUUUUUUUAAAUGGUCUUACAUAGUUCAUUAUCGUUCUACUAGACUGAAAAAAAAUCAUAUUUUUUUCAAGACGUGAUUACAUGAAAAUUUUAAUUUUUAAAUGUGUUUUUGACAAUACGAGCUAAAACGCCUCCAUAAAAUCAAAAAUUGAAUUGAAUUGAGCUAAAACGCCUGUCGGCCAUGACAGUCUAUAUUUCAACUGUUUCGUGACGUCACUGUAAUAAAUCCCAUACAAAUGGAGCGUUUGACUAAAAUAUUAGUUAACAAUUAGUUCGACGUUUAGUACAUCGAGUGUGUUAGUGACGUCACAAAAUGGACGACAGCGUUUUUGACGUUUGAAAAAUUUAAUAAAACACGUGAUAUUUAAAUUAAGUUUUUUUAUGAAAUCCUUAACUUUUAUUAAUUGUUAUCGAAUUUAUUAAUUGAUAUUUCGGACCCUUAUUCCAUGUACUACACGAAAUUAAUAUUGUUUAUAUUAAAUUUGAUAUGAAUCGACUAUCCUAUUGUAGAUUUUUCUUCUAUUUCUGUAGGCCUAAGAAACGCAUUAGUGGCGCUAAUAUGCGGCCAAGUGAAGAGAAAUUGACAAAAUUAUAACAAUCUAUUUACAUUAAAAGAUAAAAGAAGGCAAUUGUCUCUCUCUCUUUUACAUUGUCUCUUUUACAUUAUUAUUUUUGAAUGGUUUUUAUUGUGUGUUGGCUUUGACAUGAUACAAUUAUGUUUGUGUUCUUACACAGAGUACUAAAUGAGCCGUUUGUUAAAACAUUUAGAAUAAACAACUGCUUAAAUCGAGGCAGGAACCUCAUACUAACACAGAGUUGAACAGAGUUGUUCAAAUUUUACUAAAAUUUUUCAAUAAAGCAUCGAUUCGCGGAGGAGUAUCUUAUAAUAAACAUAUUAAUCGUUUUUCGGGCAUCUACAUGUUAUUAUAAGUCGUAUAAUAUUGCCUUGCACAAACCACGGCGGGCCGCUGUAUGGUUAGAUAUUAUUUUCAAAGAACAGUAACAUUAUACACUCCCACAUGCUAAGUAUAGACACAAACAUACUAGACGGAGAGCCAGCGACCGCCAGAUCUUCGUCAUUUUAUAAAAGCUUGUCAGCUCACGCUCCUACCAUAGAUGAAUACCGUAACCAACCAUGGAGUUUGGAUCGUGGUGGCUUUGGCAGCAAGUUUCAAUUAUCCAAAAUUCGUCGACCACCUAAGUGUAAAGAAUUUUUUUUAUAUUUUUAAUGGCAUUAUAUGAAUGGUAACCCCAUUCGCCAGACACUUGGCUUCGUGGUAACCCCUCGCUAAAGACCCUUGAAGUUUCAAAUUAAAUAGUGUUUUUCGAAGGAUUGCCGUGAAGCUAAAUGACUGGCGACUGGGAAUAUAAUUUCUCAUAUUUUGCCGAGGAAAACAUGAAAUAAUUACAUUUUACACUUAGACGGUUGAGGGUCUGGAUCCUUAUAACCCGCUACCUCCCAAAGCCACCACAGUCCAAACUCCAUAAUUGGCUACCGUACUUACUUAUGGUAGGAAUAUGAGUUGACAAACUUAUAGCUUUUAUAAAAUGACGAAGGUGGGGUUCACGAGCUCUUAGACUAUAUAAAUUACUCUUCGGUAUUGAUAAUAUUUGGCUUGAAAAACAAUAAUUGUGGGUUUUUAGGGAAUUUGUAUAAUUUCUCUUUGUUAAAAGUGUCGUGUUUUGAAAUGAAAUAGAUAAAUUUAAAUUUUGAUUUUGCAAUGCGGUCCGCAUUGGUGCGUGCGAGAGAGUAAUGGCAAGUUUUAUGAUGACAUUGACUGGCAAUCACGUUUCUGGCACAUACUGCCAUUGGCGUAAGUGACUGACUCAGCCAGUGACUUGUGCAAAUGAUUACAACCGAUUUACAAAAGUGCCAGUAACGCCAUCGACGCCAUUGACUGGUAAUGACGUCGCUGGCACAUACUGGCAUUGACGUAAAAGUCUGACCCAGCCAGUGACUUGUACAAAUGAUUACAACCGAUUUACAAAAGUACCAAUAACGCCAUCGAUUAAAUUAACUAGCAAUCACGUCGCUGGCACACACUGGCAUUGGCGUAAAUGUCUGGCCCAGCCAGUGACUGGCGCAAACGCCAUCGCGAGUUACUGUCGUUAUCUAAAAUUGCCAAUAUCUAACAGUAAUAAUAUUAUGUACAAAUAAAAUAAGUCUGGUGUCGUUUAUUCAAAGGAACUCUUAAACAUAGAUAUUCCAUUAAAAUAUUUAACGGGAUUGGUUUUUCUAACUUAAAUUAUAAUAAUAUCAAUAGUGAACGAAGCCUAUUAAAAAUAUCGGUAGCUGUGUACACGUAAUCUAUAUUGUUAGUAACUGUUGAAUAAAUAAUAUUAAUAAUAAUAUUUCGUCGUUAAGUCCGAGAGUUCUAAUCUUAUUGUAAAUAUUUUUUAAACUACCCAUAGUCCAGAAAUAUAAAUUAUGCAAUUAUUUAAAAAAAACGACGCCCUCGGGUCGGAAAAUUAAUAUUGAAUAUCUAGAUAUCGCAUCAGUAAAUGUCAAAUGUCUGCCCAUUACUUCAGCAUAAUAUGACUUUUGUUGUUAAGUAAUAUAUCCCUUGUUUUGUUUGUUUAAAACAGGUUGUUGUCUAGAUAUAUAAACCUAAAAGCCAAAUAGUCCAAACACCUGGGCAAAAAUGCUAUUAAAAAAAAAUUGAUACUGUAAAAGUUUUUCUGAAACAAAAUACUCCGUCUAAGGCGAUUAUUCAGAAUCCUGGCAUUCGUAUACAUCUGGCAUUCGUAGACAUCUGGCAACCAUAGACUCCUGGCAACCGUAGACAUAAUUAAUUCUCUUAGUUAAUGAUGUUGAUGUUUUUUAUUUAUUAGAUCUACUGUAAUAGAUCUGGGUUAUAGUCGAUGACUUGGUUGAUAUAAACGUUAAUGGGCAUACUAAAUACUACGAUUUGUUUGACUUAAUGCGCCAUAGAUUUGGCAGUGUGUAUUCUAACAUAUAAAUCUUUUAUCGAAAUUUCAAUUGUAUUUAUGUGUAAAAUAUGUAUAUUCCGGCGUUUUACAAUAAAAAUAUAGGAAACUGAUGGAAAUUUUAGCAGCUAGUUUUAGUAGAUGUGAUUGAAUCACUAAGAUCGUGUCCGUAGUGACUGGCAACAUUUUGUGUGUAACUGGCAACAUUUUGUGUGUAACUGUAUUUUUUGGGGUUUGCUAAUUGUCAAUUGAUCAAAAUAGUGCCGAAGCUAAAAAUUUGAAAAUUGAAUAAAGCUGUGGCGUCAUUGGUCAAAAAACGCGGUGCUUCAUUAAGCUAUGUAACGACGUCAUUAUAGUACGGCCGCUUAGAGUUUGUAUUUUUGACAGGUCAUGAUCGAACAAACAUAUUCAAUAAGAAUUAUUUCGCUAUUUUGUCUCAUCACUACUAUACUGUGAAACUAGCUAUCGAUCACGACCUGUCAAAAGUGCAAACUCUGAGCGACCGGACUUUAGGAAUAGCAAUUGUAAAAAAACUGACAGUACACAGAACUGUAAUAAAGUCAUGACCGUACUAGCGUUUUGCAGUGUUUCGUGAUUUUAUAUACAAGUUGGGCAUAUUGUUGUGAACGGUUUGUACGGACUCGACCUAACAUAUUAUUUAGAUUAAGAUGAUCUGGCUAAGCUUUAUUUAUGUCGGAUUAAAAUAGGGCGUAAAUAUUCAGAGAUUCUAUACGAAGAAGUAUAUAAUAUUACGUAUUAUUGUUUUUUAUAAUAUAGAUCACCAAAAUUGCUGUUUCUUCACAUAGUGGCAGAAACAGGAUUAUAUUAGGUAAACGAUAUCGUUUAGCUGUGUGUUCUGAUUAAUAAUUAAUUUCUUUUUUUUUACAUUUUAAAAAGAUUAAGCAGCUCGCGUUUUGUAUCUUAACUUACCUCCGGAGGUUCUAUUGCUCGUUUGUAGUGUUUUUCAGAUAGCAUGGGUACGGUGACGGUCGCCUGUAUGACGUUCAUAAUACGUACUAUUAUCGUGAAUCGCGGCAAACUUUCAAGAGUGAAACGAACUGUCACCCGCACCAUCCUACAUGACACAAACUGUAGGUGAUAUUAAAAUAAUCGGGGCCAUUUUAGGGAUAAAGUCGAAAUUUUCUGGACCAUAUCGGUGACAGCAAAAAUUAAAGGUCCGUGUCACGGGCACAGAUGUUGACCUCUGGAGCCAUAUUGUACGUUUUAUCACAAUUUUCAAUUGCAAUUUUGUACAAUUUUUGAACGGCAUGUAUAAAAAUAUAAUGAGUGUGCUAUACUAUGAAUAUCCUGUACAUUUUUUUUACGUUGUUUGUUUUUUAAAAUAAUAAAUAUAAUAUGAUUUCUAGUCAAAAUAUUGAGCAUAUUAAAUUGUAGAUAAACGCGGAUGAGAUAUAAUUGACAAUAAAACGGGCCUGGCGACAUAUUUUUAACAUAAUAAAUGCAGUAUUUAUUUUUUAAUUUGGGACAGUACUGUACUUGUUUGCGGUAAUAUUUAAAUUGUAGAUAUUUUUUUUUUGUUAAUAAUUUUAAAGACUCAAUAGAUAUAAGUAAUUAAGUCUGUAGUAAUGUCAAUUUGUUAAAAGUAUCGUAGUAGCGACUAGCGAUGGUGAUUAAUGCUAUUUUACGUUAAUUACAAUAACAGACUGUUUUUCUGUACAUGAAUAUUAAAUUUAGCAAUUUUUUUUUUGUAUUUAAGUUGCACAUGAUGUAUCAGAUGUGUAAGUACAAGCGAAAUAGACAAGGAAAUUAUUGGUGGCCCCACGAGCCAGUUCAUAACGAGCUUACAAUAAUUGUUUUGCAAUGCUUACAAUAUUAUAAUUUAAAUGCUAUUUUUAACAAAUUCAUGCAAUUAAACCAUCACUAGUAGCAACAUUGUAUAUCAAAAAUUCAUAAAUGUAAAGCAUAUCAUGUUCUGUGCUUAUUGGGCGAAACACAAUAUUCUAGCAAGUUUUGCUAUGGGUUAUACAUCGCUGUAUGGCCUGCCCUUAAGUACUCGAGCCUUAUGUUUAGCAACUAUUUUGCAGUGUAACUCACUUAAAAUUUAAUAUAUUAAUAUGUUUUUUUUAUUCAAUUAUACAGGCGGAUAAGAAUAAAUUAAUUAAAUUCGACAUAUUGCUUUUAGAAAUAAUUAAACUGAUACAUUAAAGUCAACUUUAUUUUCUAACAAGAAAAUGGAAACUAACAGCUGAUGGAAUUAUUCGCCUUAAAUAAAAUAAAAUUAAUUAUCUCUUGCUAUGCACAUUUUGCAUUUUAAUUAUUAAACCAAUUAAAGGCUUAUACCAUAUAAAGGUGACAUACCAAUCUAAUUGUAAAAUAGUUUUUUUUUUCACAGGUAGGAUAUAUGUUUUGUUAAAAAAGGUUUAUAUUUUAAUUUAACACACUUUAUUCAUCACAAAUAAUAUAAAUGUAAUAAUUAAUACCAAUAACUUAGGGCCUACAUGCAUUAGUAGAUAUUAUAUUGUUUUUCAGGAUAUUUGGAAGUGUAACAAAGUAUACUCCGUCCGUUAUGAUAUUUUGUUUUAUAUAGGUAUUCCUGUCAAUUUGCAUUUCUUACACCUAUAAUGUCAUUUGCUGCGUUCUGAAAAAAGUAUAUUUUUAUGACAAAUGUAAACAAAUUAUAUACAUUUUAUGUUUUUUAUAAAUUAGUAUUAUUGAACAGUCCUUAUAUAAACUUUCUUUAAAAUUAUUUAAAUAAAAAUUUAAUUCGACAGACUAAUAUUGUAUUACCUAAUUAUUAUCUGAAUUAAUUAUAUUAUAUACUCACUUAAGACUAAUAAAUCGUCAACAGUCCGAGAACCCGUUCUCCUAAUUCACUAUGUUAUGAACUAUGUAUGUUACAUAUGUAUAUGUAUGUAUGUUCUCCAGUCAUUCUUUAACUCUUUAACCUUGUCUAUUGUUUUAACCUUCUAUAAUCAUACAUUACUUUCUUAAUAAAAAAAUCUGUCAAAAAGAAAAUCAUCAUUACGGACUGAGUAUACUCGUCAUCGAAGUUGAACAAACAAAAUGUUAUGUAAUUAAUUGUGAUAAAUAUAAAUAAAGAAGGGAUUAUAUGCGAACAUUCGAAAAUUAAUCUUUUAAGUAUAUACCAUAAGAUAUUAAACAAAUCAUCACAAGUUUGUACCUCGAGAUAUAAUUUGUUUAUUUAUAAAACACUUAGUCCACUUAGUGGGGAGCAAAAGAUUUUGUCUUACAAAAAAUAAUGUAUAAUUGAUGAUUUUGAUUAUUUUACAAACUGUUUCCAGCGUGUAAUAACAUGAUAUGAGCGCCAUCUAUUAUUAAAUGUUUGAACUGACCUGAAACUGAAACUGAAGCUGGACUAAAAAAAUCUAUAACAGCAAAAUAAAAUUUUAAAACUAUAUACAAACAACAAAUAAAUAAAUAUAAAUUUUAUUAUUUUUUAAACAUAUAAAUAUAAGAUUUUAACAAAAUGACAUUUAACAGUAUGAGUAUAUUUAGUAUAAAAUUUGAUUUUACAUAUUUGACCGUUUUUUAAUUUUGUACUAUUAAUAAUCAUAUUAUUUUGUUAAAAUGAAUUGUUGGUAUAUAAAUUGCAAUUUCGGUAAUUUUAAUUAUAUAAGUGUCAGAUAGUAAAAUAAUAAUAUGUCAUUUAACUUAUCUUUUGUAAGGCAGAAAUUAAAGACUUCACUUCCCAUAAGUGGGUACAAUGUAUUUUAAUUUAAUAAAUCGAACAUUUAUGAAAUGCUUUUUUAAUCACAAUAAUAAUAUAAUAAUAAUAAUUAUAUAAUAAAUAAAUAGGUAAUGAAUGUUUUUUCUAAAUAUCGUAGCUAGAUUUAUUAGAUCAUGUCACGCAUGAAUAAAUUUUGAUAGUGAAUUUGUUAUUGACGAUCAUUGUUAGAUAAUGUCUAUGUGUACAAUUAAUUUAUGUGAUCUUUGAAAAUAUCUUAUAUCAAGGAUUUAUUGAAUAGCUUAGGCCGGAUGCAUACUUUUAACACGCCACUCUAUUCGCCACGCAACGUAUUGUGAGACAAGUCGACCCUCAACACUAUUUUUAUCACUGAUUAAAAUAAGUAUUCUCAAACACUCUGACGUACCCCGACCCCUUAAAGAACUUACGCAGAUUGAAGGGGUCUUUAAGUUCUUCGUUUUGUGUUCUACCACUUGCUAUUUGCGCAGUGGUAUAACAAAUGCAAAAUUGGUCGGAUAAUAAUUUUUCCACUUGGAUUGUUCUCUAAUCUUUAGUGGCGCCAUCUAUUUUUUCCCAAAUUAAUUAACAACCCAUAUUGGGCUCACUGUUAAGCACGAGUCUUCUCUUAGGUUAUGCCUUAGUCCACUACGCUAGCCAAAUGCGGAUUGGCAGACUUCACGCACACGGAAAAUUAAGAAAAUUCUCAUGUAUUCAAUUCAGGUUUUCUCACGAUGUACUUAUUUCCAUCAUUUUUUUUGUUUUUCCCAAAUUUUUAAUUACAUUUCAUGUAAUGAAAUUAUUAUAAUUAUUAUUUGAUUUAUCUCAAAAUGUCUUGCGUAGUAUAGAAACGGCAUGUUAAAAAUAUAAUUCGGCUUUUACUGUUUUUAUAUUUACGUAUUUUACGGCCGAGCAACGUAAGGCUUACUUAACGUUUGAGCACACCUUAAAAUAUUGAUGGCUUAUUACAGUAGAAUCUUUAUUUAAAUUUUAAGUAGUGAUCAAAUGUUAAAAAGCUUUUAAGUAUUCGGAUGCUUAAUAUAGGGAUUCCACUUAAUUUUUCCUAUAAAAUAGAUAUGUCCCAAGAUAUCGUAUUAAAUGUUAAAUGGAUAUUGUUUAUUGAUAUCGGAUGGACAGCGAUCCCCCAAGACGGUAUUAUGUAAAUAAUUCUUAUAACUGUAGUUAUGUAUAGUAUUCUAUUUCAUGGAAAUUAAUGUUUUAUAGAUUAAUAAAGUGUACAACAUAAGAUUAUUUAUUUGUUUUGCUGUGUACAUAUUUUUUUUUUCAAUAAAAUGUACCUGUUUUUAAUUUA